Adelges cooleyi (spruce gall adelgid) is the source of this 5472-nucleotide messenger RNA. RefSeq lists its product as uncharacterized. The record is from RefSeq and is a predicted model, not a curated record. The transcript is spliced from 9 exons. Bases 421 to 4983 code for a protein of 1520 amino acids. Gene Ontology annotation, biological process: positive regulation of transcription by RNA polymerase II. NCBI's taxonomy places the organism in Eukaryota, Metazoa, Arthropoda, Insecta, Hemiptera, Adelgidae. Gene Ontology annotation, cellular component: histone methyltransferase complex; nucleus; transcription regulator complex.
UGAUGUGCAUUGCAAAUGGCCGCUCUUGUUAUUGUUCCGUAGUCCCGUAGCGUUUCGCGAUUUAACACGAUAAUAAAACCCCCGAGUUACGAAAGCCCGUUGUCGCCCUUACGGUUGCUCAGUGCGAAAGCGCGGUCGUAUACGUUUUCGCGGAUUGUGUUCGCGCGUCUUGUGUCUCGUUUCCGGAAAACGAAUGUUUACGUGAUCGUAGCGGCGUUUCACCCGUGUAGUGUAUAUGUGUGUGCGCGACAGAGCCAGCGACCGACCGACCGUGUGUAUGUGCGUGUGUGUACGUAAAUAAGUGUCGGAUGUUGACCGUCCGUUGGAUUACACGGCCAGGACUAUGUACGUAACCCGGGUUAAACAAGUAGCUGGUUUUAAACCAGAUUUGUAAGAGCAUGGAAGGUCUGAUUAUGUGAAAUGGCCGCAAACAGCGAUGGUACUACCGAGCUGGUCACAACCAUUGUCACGUGUGAAGGGGAUCUGAAUGAUCCAGAAUUUAAUAAUAAGUUUGAUACGAUUGUUAAUGAUCUAAACAAACUGCUUUUUCAAGGUUCGGCCGAAGAGAAAGGGAUUUAUGUGAACAAACUUGAGCCAUGGAAUUCUGUGAAGGUGACUAUCACAGUGCCGCGGGAAGCCGCUAUAAAGCUUCAACAGCUGGCACAACAAGGAGAUGCCACCCUUUCCAGACUCGGAAUUUUAUCCGUUCAAGUCGAAGGCGAUCAGAUGAUUUCCUUGCGACUCGGAGGCAAUCGCUUUGGCGGGGAAGGUACAGAGCUUGUGUUACGGACAUCAGCUGGUCCUUCAAAUAUCAACAACCAGCCGAGUUCCUCUACAGACGAAAGUGCUGCAGUGAAUUCAUUGAUCAAAGCCAUGGCAUCAGCAACAUCCCCUGCGCUGCAGACACCGUCUCCUCAACCACCUACGCCUCAGUUCAAAAGUCCCAAUGUAGUAGCAGUCGAUUCCACUCCAUUGCCUCCGAUUCCUCCCCCUACGCCCUCUACAGCAGAACCAUCCCCAAGACCCCACAUAUGGCCGUUCGUAAGCAUGAACCAAGCUGCUCAGACCAUACACAACCGAGAGUCAAUGCAUACUGCACCGCCGCCUCCACCACCAUAUCCAGGAUCUCAAAACGGAGUGUAUAAAACGCAAAGGCCGCCAGUGGAUGCCACAAAUGCGUCCAUGCACUCAAGUCCAUUGUUGGUUAAUUUGUUGCAAAAUGAAGGAGCGGCAAAAAUGCCACCGCCGCCUAUGGACAAGCAUAAGAAACCUCCAAAUGUGGUUAAAACUUCAGAGGGCUUUUCAGGCUCUGAGUUUACCCAAUCCGCGUUUGCAAAUGUAGCCGCGGACAAACAAGUCAUCCAGAGGCUACAAAAACUGCCUGAUUCAGUUACCAACAGUGCUCAGAAUCGAGUAGAUUCAAUUGGAUCUCCUAACGGGCCAACCGCUAGGUUGGUCAAACACAAUGUGCCUUCCCAAGAGCUUUCACAAACCUCCAAGAUUGUCAGCCCGACGCCAAAUGUACAAACUUCUUUUGCCGUUAAACAGACAUUUUUGUCGGGCUCAGCUAUGACCCAAAACCGUCUUCAAACUGUUUCCCAAAAUGUCACAAUUGCUACCAAUCAGCUGAAACUCAAUCAAGGUUAUAUCAAUCAGAUUAGGCAAGGGUCUAAUCAACUCAUGGUCAAGCCUAACAGUGUUGCCCAACAACACCAGUUUAACCAAUCUCAAAUUAGACUACAAACACAGUACAGCCCAGCUGCAUUACAAAAACCAAUGCAAACCAACGCCAUACAUCAACAAAGGACCGAUUUAUCAUGUACUCAAAUGGCUAAUACAAGUAGUAGUCUUGAUAAUAACGCUUCGGCACAGAAAAAAGUUCAAUCUGCCACCAGUCAAAAUCUGUCCCAAAGUAGCAUAACUUCUAAUAAUUCAUUCCACCCUGUGCCUAAUAGCAAUCAGUUAUCAAAUGUUUCUCAACCUCCUAAUACAUAUAAUAAUGAAAUUCUUAAACAAAAUUUUAAUAAUCAUAUACAGGGUAGUAAUAAUAAUCAGGCGCAAAACGUCACUGUAAAUAAAAAACCUGAUCCGCCACCAACUAGUGAAAAUCAAUUGUUACAGAGGUUAACCUCGAGUUCACAACCAACCGAUAAUACGUCACAAGACUUUCAAAAGAGUGUGGUAACUAGUCAACCGGCAAAAUCACCAUCGUUAACUUCUUCCGGUAAACAACGACAGUUUCUUAUAAAUCCGUUGACUGGAGAUAUGGAACCCAUGUCGAGUGAUAGUAGUUCUGAAAGUGAUACGGAAGAAAAAGUUAAGAACAUACCUAUAGCUGAUGACAAUUUUUAUAAUUUCUCAUCUCCAGUCACGAAUGAUCGAUCAAACUCUGUUUUUUCCGAUGACGAAGAUACUGGUUCUCCUACGUCUCGUCGUAACGAUACCACAACAGAUCAAUCAGACUCGGAAGCUACUGUUAAAUCAACAAACAGUGAAGCGUCUUCUCGUCAUCGCUCCAGUCCCUUACCUGCUCCAGCUGAAAAAAUCAAGUUAAGACUAAAAUUGAGUGAAAAGAAAGAACCUUAUAAAGUAGAUGUUUCGUUUGGAAACUCUCCAUUAUGCAAAGUAGAUAAAAGGCACUUUGGAACUCCGUCUGCAUCGCUACCGUGUUCUUCUGCUGAAGAACUUCGAGUUCCUCCUCUUCACAUUUCUUUGAGGGGAAGAAACGCGGCAGUUGUUGUAGGAUCACGGAAGGAAAAGAAAUGGAAAGACUUGGACGACGAAGGGAAAAAAUCUACAGGGUGUAAAGUCAAAUCCACCAUAAAUCAUUUAAAAACAAAAAGUUCAAAUCAAGACCUUCUAAAAAUGUGUUCAAAACAAAUAAAACUGGAAAAUAUUGAAGAGGACGAGUCUUCUAGAGUCAAACUAAAAAGAGUUGAUGAAAGCGAUGAACCUGUAUCUUCAUCGGCCGACUCAAACGAACCCAUGAGUAAUAGUUACAACCCUGUUUUACCUCCCGGUAGGAUAUAUCCCACCGAGGCUGAAGUCGCCUCUAUAUUGCGUUCCAUGCCGAGUGAUAAACACAAUAAAAUGAGUUUAAGUUUUAACAAAGUGAAAAAACGGGAUUCGAAAAAGAAAUGUUUACCUCGGGAAAGAACGGGAUCCAUAGACGGCCCUAAUUUACACAGAAUUGUAGAAAGGUCCCACUCCAAAACGAAAAUUAACAAAAGUAGUACGGUGUCGCUGUACAAAAAUGUGGUAAAAUCAUCAGCUGCUAAAGAAGCGAGAAUGAUGGCAGCAGCGACUUAUGGCAAUAGGAACAACUUUCAUGACAAACAACGGGCUUUGAACAACGGACUCGAUGCUGUGACACAACCUGGUGGAUCGCAAUCGACAAUUAAUCAAAGGAGGGCGAGCGUAGACAUACCUUUUACAGGUGCACAUACGUUGACUACUUCAAUGACAAAAAUCAGCCGACCGUUAGGUGUCCACUCUCCUGAUACGUAUCUGCCGGCUAAUCAUUUUUCUAACCACCUUCUACCCGGACAAAAAACGCAAGUAACCAAUGCGUUUCACAAAGAUAUGAAUAAAAAAUCUUUGACCGUGGUUAGUCGAAAGGUCAAUAAUUCGAAAAGCAAAGAUAGUAGGAAUUCAAAAUUGGAAAGUGGAGUAAAAAGAAAAGAAUUUCAAUUGACUGCAAAACGUAGCGAACAUUUCGUUCAAACAUCAAACUGUGUGACUGUUGGAUGUGUUCAGGUAGAAAAAUGUGAAGAACAUCUAUCGUUGCCAAUUACUGACAUUGAUGUGUCUGAAAAAAAUGUAAAACAACGAUUACUAGAAGACCCUUUACCGCAAGUACGAAAUGCUAUGAGGAUUGAAGCUCCUACUAUCGAAGAUGUAAAGUGUGAACGAAUUCAAAUUGAACCGAAAAAUAUGAAUGGUGGCGAGAGUCCAGCGGGUCACGGGAACACUCAAGGUGAAGAUUCGGGUAUUGAAUCGAUGGAUGCUCUGUCCGAAAAGAGUCCCAAUCAAAGCGAGAGUCCUUGUCGUAAAGAUGACCAAUCAACUGGUCAAAAACCGGCCAUUGUUUCAAAGCAAGAAGAAAUAAAACUGCCAGUAGCAUCUGUAGAUCAACAUACCGUGACGGAUUCGCCCGACUUAUGUGAUGUACAGCCAUUUCGAGUGACUCCUGCGUUGUACACUUAUUCGAACCCUGAAAAGAUUCUACAUGAAAAUUCACCUCCAGUUUCUCCCAAAAUAGAUAUCGAAGAUAUUCUAAACCCGGCCGAAUCGCAAAUUGUAACCUCUGAAACCGAAAGCGGUUUAUCUUCGCUCAAGUUAAAAAAGAGGAAACGAAUGGAUUCCGAAGACAGUAAGACUGAUGGUGAAGCGCCUGUGAUCAAGAAGCCACAUAUUGAAGAUGACAUAAUUGGCAAAUCUGACAUGACAAAUUUAAAUGAUAUUCAAGACAAUAAAUCUUUGCUAGAACAACUUCUAAUAGAUAUACCAGCUGAUUCAGAUGCUUCUAAGAAAUCACCCAUCGUUUCUACUAGGAGCACGCGUUCUCAUAGAACAAACGCUCGAGUGUCUGUACCAGUUACACCAGGAAGCCAACCGUCUCAACCCAGUUUGCCAUCACCUACUCGCCGUUCCAAUCGCAACACGCAUCCACCGAACCGAACGUGUGGUGGAAAGUCUUGUGAUAGGUCUGUGCCUAGUAAAACUAUUGAAAAAAAGGAGAAGACGCCAGUUUCGACACCAACUAAACUUGAGAAAACUCCCUUAAAACCGCAAUCGGCUGCUGUUACAAUAAAUACUAGAGCGGCUAGUGCUUCUAAACAAACUGUUUCUACUAUGUCUCCUCUGUUGGAGACUGUUAACGCUGAUGGUGAGAAACAAACGACUAGGCGCAAAACUCGAAGCACUUUGCCUAAUAGUAACGGACACAGAGAAUGCAGCGAGACGCCGACGAACAUCACGUGACGGCAAAUGACAUACACAACCGGUGCCGACGCCGACGACACAUAAUACUGCGUCAUCUCCGGCCAUCGCCGUCGGACCCGGGUAAUUUUAUAAUAACAAUUUUUUUGAUAUUUUUUCAUAUUUAUCAUUUUGUCCCCUUGUUAGUUAUUCUUAAUGUAGGAAUUCUUACGAAGUUUAAGCUUACAAUUAGAUAUACAUUAUUACCAUUUUAUAUUUUUUUCCAAAUAGAUAAAAAUUUAUACUCUAUAGGAGGAGGACAUAAUUGGAAAUGCUCGUCAUUCAAUUUCCUCUUGAUAUAAUUUAUUAUUUUUAUCCAAUUACAUUUUCUCCCCCUUUUUUAUUAUUAUUAUUAACUUUAUUUAUAAUAAAUAAUUGUUAUUUUUAUCAUUGCUGUAUUUUCUUAUUAUUUUAAUAUUUUUAUUAAAAGAAAAACUGUUGGUUGUUGCCUUAUGUAUAUUUUUAUUAGAGUUCAAAAAUAAAUAACAUAAU